Molecule: messenger RNA, 267 nt
Organism: Pteronotus mesoamericanus
Lineage: Eukaryota; Metazoa; Chordata; Mammalia; Chiroptera; Mormoopidae
Product: 40S ribosomal protein S27-like
Exons: 1
Biological process (GO): translation; ribosomal small subunit assembly
Cellular component (GO): ribosome; cytosolic small ribosomal subunit
Molecular function (GO): RNA binding; structural constituent of ribosome
Source: RefSeq, a predicted model, not a curated record
CCUUCAUCUCCUUCAGAACAAGAGAAGAGGAAGCACAAGAUGAAGUGCCUGGUGCAGAACUCUAGUUCUUCCUUCAUAGAUGUGAAAUGGCUAGGAUGCUCUAAAAUCAUCACCAUCGUUAGCCAUACACAGAUGGUAGUUCUUUGCGUUGGCUGCUCCACUGUCCUCUGUGAGCCUGCAGGAGGCAAAGCAAGUUAUUCUAAAGGAUGCUCCUUUAGAAGGAAGCAGCACCCUGAAUCAAGAUUAAGGGGAAAACCAUCCCACUAA